Prunus dulcis (almond) is the source of this 1437-nucleotide messenger RNA. Its product is annotated as phosphoglycerate mutase-like protein 1. Lineage: Eukaryota; Viridiplantae; Streptophyta; Magnoliopsida; Rosales; Rosaceae. The transcript has 10 exons. The record is from RefSeq and is a predicted model, not a curated record. Gene Ontology annotation, molecular function: phosphatase activity. Gene Ontology annotation, cellular component: cytoplasm. The coding region runs from base 136 to 1137 and encodes 333 amino acids.
AACAAGACCUGGAACCAGAGACAGGCUUCAAAUGCGCCAUGUGCAAUGGAAGAUCGGACAAUCGGCCUUCACGUAUCUCUAGGCAGUCACAAGUUGACACAUACGUACGUGUAGCUCUCACCCAAGCCAUCAACCAUGACCAUUUCCAUCUCUGCUAUAUAUACCCCUCCCCUCUCUCAAAAUCCCCUCCUUGUCCCCUCUCCCAUUUCCAAGCUCCCAAGAUUCUCACCACCGCGCUCUGCCAUUCUUUGUUUCUCCUCCUCUCCUCCACCACCACCAGAUAUGGAUGCCACUACAGGUCCAAGUCUCUACCCUCUGCACCGUUCUAAAACUCUUCACCUGGUAAGGCAUGCACAAGGGAUUCACAAUGUGGAAGGCGAAAAGGAUCAUAGUGCAUACAUGUCUUAUGAUCUUUUUGAUGCACAUCUUACCCCUCUUGGCUGGAAUCAGGUUGAUAAUCUACACAAGCAUGUUCAAGCAUGUGGACUUUCUAAGAGAGUUGAGUUAGUCAUCACAUCUCCUUUGUUAAGGACCAUGCAAACAGCAGUGGGUGUCUUCGGGGGUGGAGCAUACUCAGACGGGAUAGAUGUACCUCCUCUAAUGGUUGCAAAUGCAGGGAACAGUAACCAUCCUGCAAUUUCAAGUCUAAACUGCCCACCAUUUAUAGCAGUUGAGCUUUGCCGUGAACAUUUGGGGGUUCAUCCAUGUGACAAGAGAAGAAGUGUUAGCGAGUACCAGCCUCUGUUUCCUGCAAUUGAUUUUUCACUGAUAGAGAAUGAGGAUGACAUUCUGUGGACACCUGACAUUAGAGAGAAGAAUGAAGACGUGGCAUCUAGGGGACUGAAGUUUUUGAACUGGUUGUGGACACGUAAAGAGAAGGAGAUUGCAAUUGUUACCCACAGUGGAUUCUUGUUUCAUACCUUGAGUGCUUUUGGAAGUGAUUGCCAUCCAUCGGUAAAGAGUGAAAUAUGCACACACUUUGCCAAUUGUGAGCUUCGCUCGGUGAUAAUUGUUGAUAGGAGUUUGAUGGGGUCUGAUUCUUCGACAACUAACUAUCCUGGAAAAAUUCCUCAGGGACCUGAUCUUCCUAGUGACAUUGCAGAUGAGAAGCAAUCGGAGAAGGGUGCUUCCAAGUAAAUAUAGCCCCUGAUGAUGGACAUUCUCACACACUUGAUAUGAUUAUUCUGAAGCCUUGAUUUUUUAGGGGCUGGUGGAGAUUCAUGUUUUUUUUGGUUAUUUUUAUAGGGGAGACAGAAAUUUAGUCUUUUUAAGGUUGCUUAGCUCUGUUAGGCAAUUUGAGGAUUCUUGUUUUUGGAGCCUUAUAGAUACAUUGGGUUAACCUGAAUAUCAUCGAUGGUUUUAGAAGUUCCAUGUAUUUUUUUCAAAGAUAAACAUCUUUUAUUAAUACCAUCUCCAACACUCUACGACUUCUCUCCC